CAUGGCGGACGCGCGGCAGAAGAACGUGGUGGUAAGCAAGCCGAUCCUGUAUGGGUCGGUGGCCACGUACCUCGGGCGCAAGGCCGAGGAGACCAAGACGCACCGCUGGUCCAUCUAUCUGCGCGGCAUGGACAACGAAGACCUGUCCUACAUGAUCAGCAAGGUAGUCAUCAGCCUGCACGUGAGCUUCGCGAACCCCGUGCGCGUGCUGACGGAGCCGCCGUACGAGGUGACGGAGCUGGGCUGGGGAGAGUUCGAGACGCGCAUCCAGAUCUACUUCCACGACCCGACGGAGCGGCCCAUCAGCAUCAUCCACUUACUGGUGCUGUACCCGCCCAAUAGUCAGCCCGCCAGCACCAAGAAGCCAGUAGUGAGUGAGUUCUACGACGAGCUUGUGUUCAACGAGCCGACCGAAUUCUUCUACAAGAAGCUGAUGGCCGGACCGGACCGCCAGGCGCCGCCGCUGGCCCUGCAGGACCAUCUGCCGACCUACUCGGACGUUGAGGUGCUCAAGACGCUGGCGCACGCAGAGACGUUCGUGACGAAGGAAAUCCAGGACACCAAGAACUUGCUGUUGAGCGCCGACAUGGAGAUCAAGGAGCUGAAGGAGCGCAUUGCCGAGCACGCCAAGAAGAAAAAGCAGGCAGACAAGUUGGCUGCUGCGCAAACGGCAGCAUGAUAGCGCACGCGCUUAGGAUGUCAUGGAUGGAU
This is a messenger RNA of Phytophthora sojae, 711 nucleotides long. RefSeq lists its product as hypothetical. The transcript is spliced from 2 exons. Lineage: Eukaryota; Oomycota; Peronosporomycetes; Peronosporales; Peronosporaceae. Gene Ontology annotation, biological process: regulation of DNA-templated transcription. The record is from RefSeq and is a predicted model, not a curated record. The annotation marks the transcript as partial.